Ipomoea nil (Japanese morning glory) is the source of this 1954-nucleotide messenger RNA. RefSeq names its product pollen-specific leucine-rich repeat extensin-like protein 3. Lineage: Eukaryota; Viridiplantae; Streptophyta; Magnoliopsida; Solanales; Convolvulaceae. The record is from RefSeq and is a predicted model, not a curated record. The transcript has a single exon. The coding region runs from base 184 to 1773 and encodes 529 amino acids.
AGUGUCCAUUAAUAUUGCACGGCAAAUAAGGGGAAGAAGACUGGUUCAAUUCAUAGAUGGAUGUUCUUCCGACAAUUGUGCCUGAAAACCUCGGAAUCUGUGAAAUGUAUAUAUAUAUCCAGAAACAUUGAAUGGCAGGGUCGGUCCCGUUUCCCCCCACCCAUAGAAUAAAUAAUCGGAAGCAUGAAGAAGGCAUUAUGCUGCCUUUUACUCCUCUGCCUCGUAUCCCUCGCCGUCUCUCCGGUCUCCGUCGCGUUAACCGAUGCCGAGGUUGAUUUAAUUGCCCAUCGCCAGCUCCUAUCUCUUGAGAAAGUGAAAGCCGAGGAGGCCCUGGAGAAUUGGGAGGAAAAGGUAGAUAAAAAUUUGGUUUUCGCCAAUGACAGGCAAAAAAAAGCUUAUGUUGGGCUUCAGGCAAUGAAGAACGCCAUUUAUUCCGACCCAAACAAGAUCAUCACCGGUAACUGGACUGGCCCUGAUGUCUGCUCCUACAAUGGCGUCUUCUGCGAUCACGCUCUGGAUGAUCCCGAUAAGCCAUGGGUUGUUGCCGGGAUUGAUUUCAACCACGACGACAUUGCCGGCCAUCUCCCUCUUGAGAUUGGGCUACUCACAGACCUCGCUCUCAUCCACAUUAACUCCAACAGGUUUUGCGGCAUUAUUCCCAAGACCAUCACCAAACUCACCCUUCUCUUCGAGAUCGACUUCAGCAACAACCGCUUCGUCGGGCCGUUCCCGGAGAUUCUCCUGGAGCUGGAGUCCCUCAAGUAUCUGGAUCUCCGGUUCAACGAUUUCGAAGGGGAAAUGCCGCUGGGGUUGUUCGACAAAGACAUGGACGUCAUUUUCUUGAACGACAACCGGCUGCAGGGGAACAUCCCGGAGAACUUCGGAAACUCCUCGGCCUCGCUUGUGGUGUUGGCGAAUAACGAGUUCAGUGGGUGCGUUCCCGGCAGCCUGGCCAGAAUGCAAGGGACAAUGGAGGAGGUGCUUUUCUUGAACAACGGGUUAUCCGGGUGUUUGCCGGAAGAUAUGAGUAUGUUCGAGAAUGUGACGCUGUUUGAUGUGAGGAAUAAUAAGCUGGUUGGGGAGUUGCCUAAAGGGAUGGAGAAGAUGGAGAAACUGGGAAUUAUGAAUCUUGAUGGGAACAUGUUAACGGGGAAUGUUCCCAAGUCCCUCUGCACCUUGCCUAAUCUUAAAAACCUGUCUUUCGCCGGCAACUAUUUCGAUUCGCAGGAUCCAUCAUGCGUGCCGCCGCAGGAGGGGCUUCAGGUGGAUAAUAGUAACAAUUGUUUCCCAGGAUUGGAGAACCAGAGGUCUGAGAAUGUGUGUCGUGAAGUUAUGAGCAAGCCAAUUGAUUGUAGUAAAAUUAGUUGUAAAGGUGGCGGUAGUCCAGAUUCAACCCCAUCCACUCCCAAACCGCCGCCCGUCGCUUCUCCUCCACCGCCAACUCCUUCGCCCCCGCCUCCAGUCGCUUCUCCUCCACCACCACCACCACCCGUUCCCUCUCCACCGCCCCCCUCACCAUCUCCACCACCACCUCCGGUUCAUUCUCCACCGCCUCCUCCGGUCUACUCCCCACCGCCCCCCUCACCAUCUCCACCGCCUCCUCCGGUCUUUUCUCCACCGCCUCCCACACCAUCUCCACCGCCUCCUCCGGUCUUUUCUCCGCCGCCUCCUCCGGCACCUGUUCCGUCCCCGCCACCACCGGAGGUGGUUCUUCCUCCAGAUUUGGGAGCUGUGUACUCAUCACCCCCACCGCCAAUCUUCAAAGGCUAUUAAGGAGUGCGUCAUCAAUAUCAUCAUAUUUCUACACCAUUAUUGUAUCACCAUUUCUGGUCUAUACAACAGCUCACCACGUUAAAAUCAACAAAACCAACCAAUUGGGCAUUUAAAUGACGGAACAGAAUCUCAUUGGAUUUCAUAAUUUUUUAUGAUCAGUCCUGGUAUCUCGUGUGGACAU